AUGUCAGAGGUGUCGGAGGUGUCGGAGCUGCCGUGGCUGGCUCGAUUGAUUAACCAUGUUCUCACGCCAGGGUCUGCCCUCUCUCCAGCGGUGUGGAUCACGUUUAACGUUGUAAUGGCUGCACUCUUUCUGUGCUGGCUGUCGUUGGUCUUCGCCAUGCCGGAUAACGUUCACGUAUGGGCGUUUGGCUUCCUUGGGGCCGGCUUGGCAUUUUCGACAAACUGGCUAUUUAAAGAGGUUUUUAGCAGUGAACCGGCGGAGGAGGCGAAGAGCUCGGAAUCCGCGCCCAUCGCGGCGGAAUCACAUGAAAAGAAGAAGGAUUAA
Trypanosoma conorhini is the source of this 324-nucleotide messenger RNA. RefSeq lists its product as uncharacterized. The record is from RefSeq and is a predicted model, not a curated record. The transcript has a single exon. NCBI's taxonomy places the organism in Eukaryota, Euglenozoa, Kinetoplastea, Trypanosomatida, Trypanosomatidae. The coding region runs from base 1 to 324 and encodes 107 amino acids. Gene Ontology annotation, biological process: vacuolar proton-transporting V-type ATPase complex assembly.